AUGGCGACUACUACGGAGAACAAAGGCAGCGACUAUUUUGGUGGUGUGAAUUUGUUGUUGGAACUAGACUCAGAAAAAAAGUCUUCUUCGCACGGCGCUUUUCCAGAGCACAGGAUAUCGGAACAUUCCGAGAGGCCAACAUCGACUCCGUACGGCAACGGAUAUCACGAUCGAAGGCAAAAUAAGGAAGGAGCCGACUACAGGUCUAAGCCGAGCGGCAUGCUAUCUGGUAGUGCUUAUUGUAGUCACCGCGCUACCCCGUCGAAGUAUAAUACCUCUGCUCGAUCAGCCUAUAGAGGCCAAGUUACUAAGAUCGUGAAAGCGGCUUCCGAGUUCCUUAGCAGUGAGGAAUCCCAAUUGAACGAUCCAGACAAGUAUGACGAAAUAGAAGAGGAACUUACUUCAUAUAUCCAAAGAUUGACCGCAGCACAUGAAAGCCUAAUGACCAUGAAUCAGGAGAUAUCGAGCAAAAAUCUAAUCAAAGCCGAUGCCGCUGAUCUUGAUAGAGAACUAGAGAAAAUUGCUGAAUAUCAAGAUUCAGCCAUAGGUAUGCUCGCAAAAUUAAGCUUUCGUGUGAACAAAAUUAAAAAAAAGCAGACACCAUCUACUGACAAGCUCCAAUUCAAUACGUCAUCAUCUUUUGUGGCAACCUGUUCUUUAAAACUUCCAAAAUUACAGUUGAGAAAAUUUGAUGGUAAUUUCCAAGACUGGCUGCCGUUUUGGGAACAGUUUCGUACUGCAGUGCAUGAAAAUAACAGUUUAUCAUCAUCUGAUAAAUUCAGCUAUCUUGAGUCCGUGCUAGUGGGUAGUGCAAAAAAGGUAAUUGCUGGUUUUACAGCUUCAGAGAUGUGCUACGAUGCAGCUGUCUCACUUCUGCAAGAGCAAUUUGGAGACACAGAACGGCUAGUAGACAAGCACAUGCAGCAGUUAAUUUCCUUGCGCCCUGUACUCAUGAAAACUGACGUCAUAGGUCUACGCAAUUUGUAUAACUGCAUUACAGCUUGUAGUCGCACUUUAACUGCAUUGCAGAUUCCCUCGCACCAGUACUACGUCAUGCUUAAAUCCAUUUUGCUACGGUGCUUGCCAGCAGAACUUCGUGUCGAUUAUCAUCGACUGGCGGAACGAGACAGUGAUGUUGGGGAUACGGAAAAAUCGGAAUCAGGAAGCACGUCAACUCUUUCACACAUUGGUGACAAGCAGGUACAAGGUCUAAUGCGUUUUUUAAAGCGAGAAGUAGAGUCAUUGGAAAAAAGUCGAGUUUUCUCUGUCGCUCCAGCUGUCAAACCAUCUACUUCACUUUCAACUACCAACACAGCAGCUAGCUUGGUCGCAUUGGGUGAUAAGGACAAGUGCUUGUUUUGUUCUUCUGAUAGACAUACUACAAAAGAAUGCGAUAGUGAGAUAUCCAUCGACAAAAAAAGGGACAUAUUGCGCAAAGGUAAUCGGUGCUUUCGUUGUGCAAAACCUGGCCACUCUUCUAAAAAGUGCCGUAGUGCAAAGUUUAUUUCGUGUAAAAAAUGCAAAGGCAAACACUUUACAUCCAUGUGUGAUCCAUCAAUGACAAAAUCCAAUGCCUUGGUUGUCCCAGCAGUUGCAACAACGGAAAGUAACGAAAUGCAGAAUGUUUUAAACUUGUGUGCAUGUAAUUCGGUCACUCAAAACUCGACGGUCUUUUUGAAGACAGCUCGGGGCAUAGCCGUAGCUCCGGACAAGGAAAAUAAACUAUUAAUUCGCUUUAUUAUCGACGGCGGCAGUCAACACUCUUUCGUUCGCGAGAGCUUGGCUCGAAAACUAAAUCUCGUUCCUAUCGGUAUAGUAAACAUUUCAGUUAUUCCUUUUGGAUCUAAAGGUAAAUCUCCGAGCCAAAAACUACAAAAGGUAAACCUCGUGAUAAAUAGCCAGUACAACAAGAAACACGUCCAAAUUGAAGCAGUUGUUGUACCAGAUAUUUGUGUUGACGUUUUGCAAGUGCCUGACAUUUCAUGCCCAUCAGUGAAAGGCCUACGUCUCGCAGAUUCUAAUCAUGUUGCCAUCGAUGUUGAGGAUGGACUUAGCGUUCUCGUUGGAUCCGACUAUUAUUGGGCAGUCGUUACCGGUAAACAACGCUGUAUUACACCUGCGUUGAGGGCUGUUGAAACCAUCUUUGGCUGGACACUGCAGGGGACGCAUACCUCUGUCAGUAAGAAUCUUACUUCGAAUGUUCACUUAUGCUCUUCGUCUAUUUCCAGCAUCAAUUUUCUUGUGCCAGUCCUGAGUGACUAUGAUCUUAAGUCAUUUUGGUCAUUGGAAGCUAUCGGUAUACAAAGUGAAGAUGCAGAAAACGAACAACUAGCUGACAAACUCAUCGCCAAAUGCAUCUGCAAAAAGGGUGCCCGCUAUGAAGCGGCACUGCCGUGGAAGAAUCCACACGUUUCAAUAAAAAGCAACAGGAACGAAGCCCUAAGGCGGCUUGACUCACUAACGAGGCGUUUAACAAGGAUUCCCGAAAAAUUAAAGGAGUACGAUGAUGCUGUUCGAAGAAUGAUCUCAGAUGGAAUCGCGGAAGUAGUCCCUUCAGACGAAAAAGAGACAUCCAAGCGGGUUUUUUACCUUCCACACCGCCCUGUAUAUAAAGAAGAAAGUAUUACUACAAAGAUGAGGAUUGUGUUUGAUGCCUCUGCGGGUAGUGAGCAUUCUCCACCGCUCUACGAUUUGCUACAAGUGGGUGCAAACUUGUUACCAGAUGUUCUUAAAGUGCUGCUAAAUUUUCGUCUAGGACGUUUUGGCAUAGUGGCUGACGUGGAAAAGGCAUUCUUACAAAUAAUGCUAAAUGUUAAUGACCGCGACAGUCACCGUUUUAUUUGGUACACUUCACCAACAUCACCACACCAGAGACCAGAAUACAAAGACUACAGAAUGACCAGAGUUACUUUUGGGGUUAAUUCCAGUCCAUUUCUCUUGACUGGAACUAUACGUAUGCAUUUAUCUAAAGAAGAAGAUUGUUUUCCCAAAACAUGCAAGGCGCUCAAGGAAUGCUUCUAUAUGGACGACCUAGUGAUGAGUGUUGAUACCGAAGAAGAAGGGAAACAGAUUUCCAAAGAAGCUGCCAUUAUUAUGAGCAACGCCAGCAUGAACCUGACAAAGUGGAAUUCUAAUGGAUCGCAGAUUCGAGAGUGCCUGCGUUCAACAGACGGUCCAGCUACGCAGAAUACGCAAAAAGUUUUGGGACUAUUGUGGUAUGUCAUUAGUGAUGAAAUUGGUGUCCCGCUACAAUCUGUGGAAAACUUGCUAGGUUCGAAUUUGAUAAGAGGAACUAAACGUAAUGUACUUCAAGCGAUCGCAAGAAUCUUUGAUCCAUUGGGAAUGCUUGGUCCAGUUGUAAUCAAAAUCAAGAUCCUUUUUCAAUCCAUAUGGAGGAAAAAUCUGGCUUGGGACGAAGUUUUGCCAUCAGAUCUAAUGACUGAAUGGGAAGCUUGUGCAAGAAGUCUGCUCCUUUUAAAAGAUGUUGCUAUUCCGCGUUCUGUAUUGGACUUUGGAUCUGCAAGUCUGGUGGAUAUUCACAUAUUCGCUGACGCCAGUCUGAAGGCGUACGGUACAGUGGCCUACAUCAAGAGCACCAAUGCUUUGGGUGACAGCAAUAUCUCAUUUCUGUGUGCAAAAAGCAGGGUGGCACCUCUGAAGAAUGAUGGGACAAAUGAAUUAACACUGCCAAAGUUAGAGUUAACUGCGGCAUUAAUAGCAGCACGAUUACGUUCUUACUUGAAUUUGUCCUCAAAAGUUUCUGUUCAGAAGUUCCAUAUGUGGACAGAUUCAAAAAUUGCUCUAAGCUGGAUACAAGGGGAAGCUGAUCGAUGGAAGCCAUAUGUGCAGAGUCGUGUCUCCGAAAUACGUCGCCACACAUCAGUCAUAGACUGGAAUCAUUGUUCCGGAAUAGAGAACCCUGCGGAUCUUCUCACAAGAGGUAUUAAAGCCGAGACUCUGCAGACGUCUUCGCUAUGGGCUAAAGGACCAGCUUGGCUCAAAUCUGGUGAAUAUUUAAGUUCUGGUGACUUCAUCACGACAUUGAACGACACGGCUCAAUCGGCAUUAUUAACACAGACCUCCGUUGAUAUAAGCAAACAACUCGAGCCUAUUAUUUGCUAUAAAAACUUCAGCACUUGGAAGCGAUUGUUACGAGUAACAGCCUACUUACUGCGCUUCUGUGGCUCAUGUCGUAAAACGAGGGAAAGAGCAACCUCAUUUGUUUUGAACGUUGAGGAGCUUGAACUCGCUGAAGCUUAUUGGCUAAGGUAUAUACAAUUUGAUUUUUAUUCUAACGAAAUUUAUUUCUUGCAGAAGAAAAAUUUAGUACCCAAGGACUCGAAGAUUGUUCAAUUGUGUCCCUUCCUAGACACCAAUGGCCUUAUGAGACUAGGUGGUCGCCUUCAGUGCUUAGAGGAAACUUUAGAUCUCAAGCACCCCAUUAUAUUGCCUAAAAAUUCAUAUGUCACUGAGCUCAUAGUAAAGGACUAUCACGAACGAGCUACACACGGUGGAGUCAACAUGGUCCUUUCGCUGAUGAGUUCUCGAUUUUGGGUUCCCAAAGGACGUCAGUUGAUAAAAAGAUUGCUGUCUAAGUGUACGGACUGCCGAAGGCUAUGGGGAAAGCCAGCUUGUCAGCCAUUCGGACCACUUCCCAUCGAGAGGUUAACACUUUCAAGGCCUUUCGACAAUGUUGGCGUUGACUUCGCUGGUCCCAUUUAUUGUUUCGAAAACUCAACAAGUGAGGUAAGCAAAACGUAUCUGAUGGUUUUUACGUGUGCUGCCAUACGUUCCGUGCACUUAGAGAUGGUAAGAAGUUUAGCAACAGAAAGCUACCUAAUGGGAUUAAGACGUUUCAUGGCUCGAAGAGGUACACCAUCGGUUAUAUAUUCCGAUAAUGCCCGAACCUUUCGCAGGGCUGCAUUGGAACUAGGUGCUAUCAAUAAUUUUUUUGAAAAUGAGCAAAUUCAAGGUUAUUUGGCAAAUAAGCGCAUCAAGUGGAAGUUCAUAGUUGAACGGGCCCCAUGGUGGGGCGGAUUCUGGGAGCGACUCAUACGCACGAUUAAAAACGUACUCAAAAUAGUAAUCGGCAAAGCAAAGCUGUCUUUCGAGCAACUAAGAACAAUAGUUGUCGAAGCAGAAGGUAUGGUUAAUGCUCGCCCACUAACAUACAUGAGUAGCAACCCGUUAGAUCUUACUCCGCUGACUCCAUCUCAUUUUUUGAUUGGUAAUUGUGGACCAUCUAUCCGUGAAGCGUCAUCUUCAUCACUUGAGAUACAACUGCUUUGGAAGCAACGUAUGAAGUAUUUGGGUAUGCUCGAGAAGCGGUGGCGGACUGAGUAUCUCCAGUUACUACGAUCGUUUCACCACAACAAGGGCAGUUCGUCGGUUCAACUUGAGAAAAAUGAUGUAGUCCUCGUUUUCGAUGCCGGUAAGCCUAGAAUUAACUGGAGAAUGGCUGUCAUAGAAAAGACUUUUCCUGGUCGUGAUGGUAAAAUAAGAGCGUGUGAGAUACGCUAUUCAGAUCGAACUCAAACCCGAAGACCUGUUCAGUUAUUGUACCCGUUGGAGCUUUCUUCUUCUUCGCCGGUCGGAGGAUGUUAA
This is a messenger RNA of Eupeodes corollae, 5604 nucleotides long. RefSeq lists its product as uncharacterized. The transcript has 3 exons. Gene Ontology annotation, biological process: DNA integration. The record is from RefSeq and is a predicted model, not a curated record. Bases 1 to 5604 code for a protein of 1867 amino acids. Gene Ontology annotation, molecular function: zinc ion binding; nucleic acid binding. Lineage: Eukaryota; Metazoa; Arthropoda; Insecta; Diptera; Syrphidae.